UAGCCAGGUCCAGCCUCUGCUAGAGCCAUGGAGAACUCAGUCCUAUCCUGUGUCCUUUAUCCAGGUGAUGGGAAUGUCAGUGAGGCAAAGACCUGUCCAAAAAGGCUCUGCGGAGAAGCGGAGCAGCAGCUAGGGCCCCCGGCAAAAGCUCUGGGGGAAGCAGAGCGCAGCAACGGCAGCCAGCAGCAGCCCGGCUCCAUGGAAGGGAGCGCAUCAGCGGGGGAAGAGGAGAGCGGGGGUGGGGAAAGCGCCGCGCUCCCUUUGCAAGCCCCCUGCGGUUUCAGCUCCUCCUUGUGCUUCAGCUCGCCCGGGGCGGGGGACAAAGCCCCGCAGCAGGAUCCCGGAGCAGCCUCCUCCUGCAGCCGGGUGGUGAAGAACCAGUGGGAGAUUAACAACACGGCGUCUGAGGAGGAGGGGGAGGCGGGAGGAGCCGACAUUGCCCAGCCGCCGCCUGGCACUUACUGUCCCCAGGCUGGAGCACAGCCCAGCAGCCCGCAGCAGCCGGUCUCGGAGGAGCCGGACCUGGUGAUCGAAGUGUCCGGCCGGCGGAUCCGAGCCCACAAGUCGGUGCUGGCGGCCAAAAGCGACUAUUUCCGUGCACGCUCGUCCCGGGACAUCCUGCGGGUGAAGGGGGUUAGCUACGGGGCUCUGCGCCUGCUCAUCGACUACGUCUACACGGCCCGCAUGGGCGAGGUGCGCCAUGACAACCUGGCCGAGGUGGUGAGCGGCGCCCGCGUGCUGCAGAUGCCCUGCGCCCUGCACUGCGCAGCUGAGGCCAUGCGGGCCCAGCUGCGCCUCGACAACUGCUACCAGCUGCUGUGCCUGGCCAAGAAGCAGCGGCUGGCGGAGCUGCGGGAGGCCACCUACCGCUUCAUGAGCGACCACUACCUGCAGGUGUUGCGGGAGCCCGCUGUCUACGGGCGCCUGAGCGGCGCGGAGCGGGACCUCAUCCUGCAGCGCCGCCUGGAGGCCGGCAAGCGGUGCCUGCUGGUGGCCGAGGUCAGCGAUGCCUUCGAGAGGCUGAGCGCGGGCAGCAGGCCGCAGAGCCGGGAGAGCAGCCGGCCGCAGAGCCCCUCCUCCGUGGUGUCGCUGGAGGAGAGCAGCUACCUGAUCUACUGCUACCAGGAGGCAGCCAAGGAGUGGAGGGUGCUGACCCGCCUCCCUGAGGAGGCCAACGCCAAGGGCUGCGCCAUGUGCGUCCUCUACAACUACCUCUUCUUGGCUGGGGGCAUCGCGGCGGCGCCGGGCGAGCAGCGCGCGCGCCUCUCCGACAAGGUCUUCUGCUACAACCCACUCACCGACACGUGGAGCCAGGUGCGGCCGCUGGGCCAGCCCCGCUCACAGCUCAAGCUGCUGGCCUUGGAUGGCUACCUCUAUGCUGUGGGGGGCGAAUGCCUCUUCACGGUGGAGAGGUAUGACCCCCGGGCCGACCGCUGGAGCCCGGUGGCGCCGCUGCUCAAGGGCGCCUUUGCCGUGGCGCAUGAAGCCACCACCUGCAACGGGGAGAUCUACGUGUCGGGUGGCUCCCUCUUCUACCGCCUGCUCAAGUACGACCCCCGGCGGGACGAGUGGCAGGAGUGCCCCUACAACAGUAGCCGCCGCCGCUCCGCUGACAUGGUGGCCUUCAAGAGCUUCAUCUACCGCUUCGACCUGAGCGGCAGCCGCGGCGAACAGGGCCAGGCCGGCGGGGUCGAGGUCUUCCGCUACAACACCGUGGCCAAGCGCUGGAGCCAGUGCGCCUCCCUGAGGCCCAGCAGCGGCCCCCUGCAGCCCUUCCGCUGCGCCGCCCUGGGCAGCACCAUCUACUGUGUCAACCGGGCCGGCACCCUACGCUUCAACCUGGCCCAGGACGGUGAGGUGGAGGCUGACGGGGGGCUGCCAGGCAGCUUCGAUGCGGAGCUGCUCAAGGCCCCCUUCGAGGCCAAAGGUGUCCUCCUGCCCUUCGUGCUCACCCUGCCGGAGAAGCCAGACAAAGCUGGGGAGCCAGAGAGCCCCCUGGUGCUCUGAGUGGGCCUGGCGUGAGGGCAGCCAGAUCAACUACGGGAAGGGGCUGCGAUUGGUUUCUGCAUUGCGCCACCAUCAGCUGGUCUGGGGCCCCUCCACCACUGCAUGGCAAACAUCUAGCCAGGGGCCUACUCCAGCUGGCAGGAUUAGAGGGAGCUGAGCCUGCCCCUAGCUCAGCGGCCUGCCCGACAGCCACAGCCCCUGACUAGGGGCAUCUUCAGAAGGUAUGCAUGAAUUAGAGGGCUGGUGUGCCCCUCUUGAAAUGUUGAUCUAGGGCCGCUGCUGGUUAUAACCACUCUAAUCUUUACUUUGCUUCAUGCGGGAAGAAUUCACUCCUUGGCGCUGGUGAGCAGCCAAGCAAAUUAAAGAAAAGCUGCUAAAAUAGGAUAAUCUUUGGGAUAAUGUGGGCCAGUUCCCAAUCUGGAGAAGACCUUUCCUCCUGGAGUUAUAUAAAUCCCUGAAAACAGAAGCUUAUAAUGGAAUAUUUAAUAAUAGUGUUGCUCUUGUAUAUAUACACAAGAGGGGCUGCUUCUUCUGCCGUUCAUUUUCUUUUCUUUUUUGGAUAUCAGUUGUGAAUACUGCUGGCUACAUAAAGGAAUUCAGUUUACUUUUGAUGCUAAACUCAACAGUGCAUAUGUUAGAAAAGUGUAAGGAGAUCAUCUGAAUUGCAUCCUUUCAUUUUUGGUUCAAUAGAUUCUUUAAGGAAGACAUGGCACUGUAGCCCCAAGGAUCUGCAACCACAACGAAUGAUUUAACAGAGACCAGAUUUAAAGUUUUUAAGCAACACAAAUGCCUGCCACAUGUUCAUAUUUGGAAUACAGGGGAAAAGUCAAUUUACCAUAGCACAGCAGAAUUGUGGCUGAAAGAAGUGAUAAUUUCUGUAAAAGACAAUGCUUUACUUUUUUAUCAGAAGUUUUAAAUUAUAGUAAACAGGAAGCAAAGCUGUUCAGUUCAUGGCAGAUUGACAUGACUGUGGAUGCCGCUGAGUUUUGGGGAAAACACUUUGUAUUUCACUGCUCUUUAAUUAACUGCAAAUCAAUGAAAAUGAACCUAAACCAAAUGUGAAUUCUUUAAAACUGAUUGCAUUCAGUUUACAUAUUACAUUUUAUGUCCAGUAGCCUGUGGUAAGAGACUAUUCCAGCAUAGAACAAGGCUAUCACAGGAGAACAAGAAAAACAAGAGUUUGCUACACAGGCUGAUUAUACGUAUGUACUAGCAUAAUGUUGAGAUUUCCCCAUCUUUUAAUUGAGAGACUGAUUUAUUUAUUUGAGGUAAAUGAGUGUUGUAAUUAAUAAUUCACUUGUCAAUUAUAGUUCAUACUGAUACCAUAUACUUUUGUUUGGAUUCUGAAUCUUUUGAGAAUAAUUGUUUAUGGAGCAGCAUAUAGGGAGGAGAAAAAUGAUAUAAUGGGAAGUUGAAGCAUACUUUUUAUCAUGUUGUUCAGAAAAAAAAGUGUAGACCUUCUGGACAGGCAUGCUGUAUUAAAAAGCGCACUUGCAUUUAUUUUAUACAUUUUAUAUGUAGACAUCCAAUAGAAGGAUACAGCAAAUCUGUUUAGCUUUACAGUAAUUAAUGAGAACCAUUUUCUUAAAAUAGACCCAGUGUUUUUGCUGUUGUUAAUUCAGCCUGGAAUUGUCACUUGAUUAUGGAAAAGAAUUGUUUAUGAGUAUUCAGUAUUCUAGAAAGACAUAGCAACUUCACGUCAAAGAACUGCAGUAGAAGAAUCCUUAUGUUUUAUUAAAAUAUUUUAUUUUAGCAGGGUACUAACAGUAGAAUUCUUAUAUCUCAUUGCUAGUUCUAAAGAAAGGCAGCAGAUUCUACCAUGAGACAUCAUUUUGACAGAUAGAAGACACGGAGUUUAUCUUUAUGGUUUAUUUGAUGUUUUAUACAGUUGAUCUGAUUAAAAUACUAUUUAGAAACCAGUGGUGCAAUCAUGAAGCCUUUAGUCAAAUUAUCUCCCCAAUGAAGUCACUGUAAGUGUUGCCUGAACAAGGACUUUAUGACUGGACUAUAUACAUGUUAGCCUAGUCAGCAUGCUAGUUGGUUGAAUGGGAUUUAACACUGCAGUCAGAAUUUAUGUUGUGCAUACAAGUGAAAGUUAGAUAUUGAUCUUUUACUUGCCGAUACACUUAACAGAUUAGUUAAUUCCUCAGCUGGACAAAUACAAUUUUGCAUUUUUCUCCUAAUUAUAUUAUUGCCUUCUAAGUAUAAGAAGAGCUGUGAGGCUAAAGAAAAAAAGAAUGAUUUUUCAUAUAAUUGUAGCACAGGUAACGCUUACAGUUCAGUAACUGCAAACACUUCUGCAUAUGCUUAAAGCUAAGCAGUGUGCAAGUAUUGCUGGAUCAGAGCCUGAACCAGUAUAAGGACCAGAUGCACAUAUUGAAAUGUCAGUUUUAUCUCAUAGUACAAUUAUACAAUUGUUUAUGUAUUUGAAUACCUUAUCUAGUACAGUAUUUAUGCUACAUUUCUAGUGAGGAAGCUAAUCAGGUUGGUAAUUUUUUUUCCCUUUGCAUUUUAAUUUGGUGGUAUUUUAUGAAAACGUUGCCUGAUUAGUUUUGGGAAAUCACUGUGACCUUAAAUUUAUAAAGAUAUUCCACAAACAUCUAGCAAAGAUUUGAAAUGUACCUUUAUGAUAAUUAAGAUAUUUGUUGCUGUCUAUAACUAGAAAACAUAUUUGCAAAUACACUUUACAACAAAACCAACCAAAAAUAAAUAAACAAGAUUAAAUCAAAAGUGCUACAAACACCAUGAAGACAUUUUCGCUAUUUCAUUCAGACUAGGAAUGAUAGUAUUGUGCCAAAAUGUGCUCUCACUAUUUACCCUGUGAAAAACAAUCUGGUUUUAAUUAGUAGUAGUCAGUCAAAUAGAAUUUUCUUUAUACCCUAGUUGCAUAAUCACAGCCAGAUGAUUGAUUUUUCUGGUAACGUAAAGACAUUUCUAGCUGGUUUCCUAUUCUCUGCCCCAUGUUUCCUAAGUAGGUCUCCUGUGACUUUUUCCCCAUUAUAUCUUCAGUACUAAAUUAAGUUAUGAAUGUACCAAGUGAAAUGAAGAUGCAAGCCUUACUAGCAAAGUUAGCAACAGACAGAGAGCCAAGCAAUGACAUGAGAAAGAACCUUAAUUCCUGCAACACUGUUUAUAAAACUCCUGUUUAGACCUUGAAACCAAUUCAAAGGAAUAAUUGUCAAAAGAAUAUCCCUAUUUGCUCAACACAAGAAUUGCUAAACAAUAUGGGAAUGAUGGUAAUCGUAGCUGUUUAAUGAAUAAAACUGUUGUGCAGUAGCUAAUGUGAAUUCCAUGCACAAUGAAAUCCCUUGUAAAUAGCUGAUAGAAUUUCAACUGCUAAAAGAAUAAAUUAUUUACAUGAAAGCUGUACCUCUCCUAUGCUGUUUGGUUAGGUAUCAAAAUGAUUGCUCUCAGUACCUUUGGUUAUCUAUUGUUCAUGAGUAGCUUAUUGCUUUUCAUGCUUUAACAGCAUUGAUUCCAGUGACUGCUCCACAGAUUCUUUCCAUUUUGCAAGCACAGAGCUUAAACUCGGCAUUGGGUUGAUUUGCUUUGUGUCUCUAUAGUGACACCUAGCAUUUGUUACUUGAACAAACACCAGAAGUUCUAUAGUGAGUUACUUUUUUCUUAGUUUGAGUUUUUCUCAAUGACAUUGAUUUUGGUACAGUUAUAAAAGCAUAAGAAAAGAAGAGAAACUCUUACUUAUAUCAUAUCCUAAUGGUACCAUUAAAGUAACUGUAGUGAGUCAUUUAAUGAAUCUGUCUGUAAGGGAUAAUAUCCUGCCUUUGUUCUGUGCACUGAACUCACAGUGGAUUGAAAGGCCUUUUAUGUGUGGUGUGAUAGCAGAAUGUAGACCUAAGUAAUUUCUAAGAAAAGUACCUUUUAAUCUAAGGCUGGGCAGAUCCUGCUGGAGGGUGGUGAAGCAUUGGAAUGGGUUACCCAGGGAGGUGGUGGAAUCUCCAUCCUUAGAGGUUUUUAA
Molecule: messenger RNA, 5983 nt
Organism: Terrapene triunguis (Three-toed box turtle)
Lineage: Eukaryota; Metazoa; Chordata; Testudines; Emydidae
Gene: KBTBD11
Product: kelch repeat and BTB domain containing 11
Exons: 1
Coding region: 28-2007 (659 amino acids)
Molecular function (GO): protein binding
Source: RefSeq, a predicted model, not a curated record